AUCUCUUAAACACACGACCAAUCCUUUCACAAUUUGAAGAUGUUCGGGUUUUCCAACUUAUGCUGGUGGUGGAUUCUGAAUUUCCUACUGCACUGUGAAACCAGAAAUGAAAGAGCCGAUAAAAUUGUGUGGAAAAACAACGACUUUCCAAGAUCCAAUCCAUUAAAGAAUUUUCACAAACUUAAAGGUGGUUAUUUCAACCACGGAUCACUAACGAUAGAUAAAGAUCCUGCAGGUGGAGAUCAAGAUGUCAUGAAAGUCUUCUACAAAAAUGGAACUUUUUCCUUACCAGCAGUACAUACCUUGAGAGGGGCUCAGUUUUAUUGUUCACCUAUACCUCCCCAAACAUCAAUGACCUUAUCAUAUCAGGUAUAUUUUAAUCCUGGAUUUGAUUUUGUCAUGGGUGGUAAGCUUCCUGGACUGUUUGGUGGAGCGCAUGCAACUUGUUCUGGUGGUAGACAUUCUACAACCUGUUUUUCUGCUCGCUUGAUGUGGAGAGAAAAUGGCGAUGGGGAAAUCUACACGUACAUUCCGGACCAGUCUGCUAGUUUCUGUAAUAGGACUGACGUUGAGUGUUUACCCAUUAAAGGUACAUCUCUUGGUCGCGGGUCAUGGAGAUUUAAAACCGGAGAAUGGGUCAAAAUUACUGAACACAUCAGUCUAAAUAAUGUAGGUAAAGACGAUGGUUUGGCUCAGAUUUGGAUAAAUGGUAAAUUGGUUUACACGGCAAAGAACAUUAUAUGGCGAGUCAACGAGAAUAUUAAAAUAGAAGGGUUAUUUUUCUCUACGUUUUUCGGUGGGGCAAGUCAACCAUGGGCUGCACAUAAAGAUGAAUAUUCUUAUUUUAAAGAUUUUGUUCUGACAGAGGGAGAAUCCGUUCCGGUUGUUGGUAAAUAAACAACUUGCAUAAAUAUAUAUACUAAUAUAUUCAUUGCAAAACUAUAGUUUAUUUCAUUAACUAUUCGAUGUUAUUUUAUCCUUACUUUAACUUACCAUGUAAGCGGUUGCAUCAAAUAUAGAACACACUACCG
Molecule: messenger RNA, 1031 nt
Organism: Lottia gigantea (owl limpet)
Lineage: Eukaryota; Metazoa; Mollusca; Gastropoda; Lottiidae
Exons: 3
Coding region: 40-897 (285 amino acids)
Source: RefSeq, a predicted model, not a curated record